Messenger RNA from Lodderomyces parapsilosis, 1305 nucleotides. It is a transcript of the gene RPT4, whose product is annotated as proteasome regulatory particle base subunit. Gene Ontology annotation, molecular function: proteasome-activating activity; ATP binding; ATP hydrolysis activity. The record is from RefSeq and is a predicted model, not a curated record. NCBI's taxonomy places the organism in Eukaryota, Fungi, Ascomycota, Pichiomycetes, Serinales, Debaryomycetaceae. The transcript has a single exon. Bases 1 to 1305 code for a protein of 434 amino acids. Gene Ontology annotation, biological process: positive regulation of RNA polymerase II transcription preinitiation complex assembly. Gene Ontology annotation, cellular component: cytosolic proteasome complex; proteasome regulatory particle, base subcomplex.
AUGGCGUCUGAUGAAAAUGAUCCUCUUUUGCAGGCUUUGAACGCGGAACAAAGUGGUGCCAAUGCAGGAGAUAAUAACGCUAACGAUUCCUCUGGAAAUCAAGAAACUUCUUCCAAUCAACAAUCUACAGAACCAACUGAUCCCGAGAGAGAAAGGGCACUUUUGAAAUUCAAAGACAAGUUGCUUGAGCAUAGGAAAUGGGACGCCAGGUUGAAAGACUUGCGAUUGGGGAUACGAGAUUUGGAGAAGGAUUACGAGAAAACCGAAAACGAUAUAAAGGCGUUGCAAUCUGUAGGCCAAAUUAUUGGGGAGGUCUUGAAGCAAUUGGACGAUGAAAGAUUUAUUGUUAAGGCUUCUAGUGGACCCCGUUACAUUGUUGGAUGUCGAAAUACUAUCAAGAAAUCAAACUUAAAAAACGGUGUUAGAGUGUCAUUGGAUAUGACGACACUCACGAUUAUGAGAAUAUUGCCUAGAGAAGUCGAUCCGUUGGUUUACAAUAUGACAACUUUUGAACCAGGUGAAAUUUCCUUCAAUGGUAUCGGUGGUUUGACGGACCAAGUGAGAGAGUUGCGUGAAGUUAUAGAAUUACCAUUGAAAAAUCCAGAGCUUUUUACGAGGGUUGGUAUCAAACCACCAAAGGGAGUUUUGUUAUAUGGUCCACCUGGUACUGGUAAGACUUUGUUAGCCAAGGCAGUGGCAGCAACAAUUGGAGCAAACUUUAUUUUUUCUCCGGCCUCGGGUAUCGUCGACAAGUAUAUUGGUGAAAGUGCCAGGUUGAUCAGGGAGAUGUUUGCUUAUGCCAAGGAACAUGAGCCUUGUAUCAUUUUCAUGGAUGAAAUUGAUGCUAUUGGUGGGCGUAGGUUCAGCGAAGGAACGUCAGCAGAUCGUGAAAUUCAACGUACAUUGAUGGAAUUGUUGAAUCAAAUGGAUGGUUUCGACACUUUGGGACAGACAAAAAUUAUCAUGGCUACAAACAGACCAGAUACACUUGACCCUGCAUUGCUCAGAGCUGGUAGAUUGGAUAGAAAGAUUGAAAUUCCUUUGCCCAAUGAAGCAGGUAGAUUGGAAAUAUUCAAAAUUCAUACGGCCCAGAUUGCCAAACACGGAGAGUUUGACUUCGAAGCAGCAGUUAAGAUGAGUGAUGGAUUCAACGGUGCUGAUAUUAGAAAUGUGGUUACAGAAGCUGGUUUUUUCGCAAUUAGAGACGACAGGGAAUAUAUCAUACAAAAUGACAUCAUGAAGGCGGUCAGAAAAGUGGCAGACAACAAGAAGUUGGAAGGUAAGCUAGAUUACGAGAAAUUAUAG